Pogoniulus pusillus (Red-fronted tinkerbird) is the source of this 4187-nucleotide messenger RNA. Its product is annotated as zinc finger protein 208-like. Gene Ontology annotation, cellular component: nucleus. NCBI's taxonomy places the organism in Eukaryota, Metazoa, Chordata, Aves, Piciformes, Lybiidae. Gene Ontology annotation, biological process: regulation of transcription by RNA polymerase II. Gene Ontology annotation, molecular function: DNA-binding transcription activator activity, RNA polymerase II-specific; RNA polymerase II cis-regulatory region sequence-specific DNA binding. The coding region runs from base 263 to 3526 and encodes 1087 amino acids. The record is from RefSeq and is a predicted model, not a curated record. The transcript is spliced from 2 exons.
UCCGGCAGCUCCGACAGCCGUUCCUGGAGCGCAGGUGUCCUCCCGGGUUUCGGCACCACUUGUUGCCCUUGUGGGGGCAAGCAGCGACCUGGUUCAGGAACAAGAAGGUGACCAGUUCUUGGCCACGCAUGACCACGGCUCACACACACCGAUGCGGUGGAGAACAAAUGAGGGCAUAGUGGUGACCUCUUCCUCCAUAAGCAUGGCCUCCCAGAAGGACCUAGAGAAGAGCUGACAGGAGAAGACACAGUCAGAGAUCAAGAUGGAUCAGCCAAAGUGUAGCCCCAAAGAAGAGGAGGAGGAAGAGGACAACAUGGAGAGUGAUGAUGGGAAUGAUGACUAUAAGGAUGCUGACUACAAGGAGGAGGAGAAUGAUGAAGAUGACCAAGAUGAUGAGGGCCACUGCCACAGCCACACCAGAGAGAAGCUGUUCCACUGUGCUGAGUGCAGCAAGAGCUUCAGUGACAAAUCUGACCUUGCUGCCCACGAGCACACACACACUGGUGAGGGGCCUUUCCCCUGUCCUGACUGCAGUAAGAGGUUUAGACAGAUUGACCACCUCGUGCAGCAUCGCCACACACACACCAUCGAGAAGCCCUUCAGCUGCACUGACUGUGGCAAGAGCUUCAGGACCAAAUCCCAGUUCACUGUCCACAACCGCAUGCACACUGGUGAGAAGCCCUACAGCUGCACUGACUGUGGCAAGAGCCUCAGGAGCAAACCCAGUCUCACUCUCCACCGCCUCAUCCACACUGGCGAGAAGCCCUACAGCUGCACUGACUGUGGCAGGAGCUUCAGGACCAAAUCCCAGCUCACUGUCCACCGCCGCGUUCACACUGGUGAGAAGCCCUACACCUGUGGCGACUGCAGCCAGUCUUUCACUGCCAGGUCCUCUCUCACCAAGCACCGUCGUGUCCACACUGGUGAGAAGCCCUUCACCUGCAGUGUCUGCAGCAAGAGUUUCACUGACAAGUCCUAUCUCACCAUGCACCAUCGUAUUCACACUGGUGAGAUGCCCUACAGCUGCACUGACUGUGGCAAGAGCUUCAUAACCAAAUCCCAUCUCACUCUCCACCAACGCUCACACACUGGUGAGAAGCCAUAUACCUGUGCUGCCUGUGGUAAGAGCUUCAUCUGCAGCUCUACCCUCAUCAAGCACUGUGUUACACACACAGGUGAGAAGGUUUCCUGCCCUGACUGCGGCAAGAGCUUCACCCGCAUCUCUGCCCUCAACAACCACUGCCGGAUCCACACUGGCGAGAAGCUGUUCCCCUGUGCAGAGUGUGGCAAGAGCUUCACCCAGAGCACCUCAUUGCUCCAGCACCGCCUCAUCCACAGUGGUGAGAAGCCCUACAGCUGCACUGACUGUGGCAAGAGCUUCAGGACCAAAACCCAUCUCACUGUCCACCGCCGCAUGCACACUGGUGAGAAACCCUACAGCUGCACUGACUGUGGCACGAGCUUCAGGAGAAAAUCCCAUCUCACUGUCCACCGCCGCAUGCACACUGGUGAGAAGCCAUACACCUGUGGUGACUGUGGUAAGAGCUUCAGUCACAGCUCUUCCUUCACCCGGCACCGCAUUGCACACACUGGUGAGAAGGUUUCCUGCCCCAACUGUGGCAAAAGCACCCACAUCUCCACCCUCAACAACCACUGCCGGAUCCAUGCUGGUGAGAAGCUGUUCCCCUGUGCAGAGUGUGGCAAGAGCUUCACACUGAGCACUGCACUCCUCCAGCACCGCCUCAUCCACAGUGGCAAGAAGCCCUACAGCUGCACUGACUGUGGCAAGAGCUUCAGGAGAAAAUCCCAUCUCACUGUCCACCGCCGCGUGCACACUGGUGAGAAGCCAUACACCUGUGGUGACUGCAGCAAGGCUUUCACUGUCAGGUCCUCUCUCACCAAGCACCGUCGUGUCCACACUGGUGAGAAGCCCUACAGCUGCACAGACUGUGGCAAGAGCUUCACCCGCAUCUCCACCUUCAACGACCACUGCCGGAUCCACACUGGCGAGAAGCUGUUCCCCUGUGCAGAGUGUGGCAAGAGCUUCACUCAGAGCGCCUCAUUGCUCCGGCACCGCCUCAUCCACAGUGGUGAGAAGCCCUAUUGCUGCACUGACUGUGGCAAGAGCUUCAGCACCAAAUCCCAGCUCACUGUCCACCGCCGUAUGCACACUGGUGAGAAGCCCUACAGCUGCACUGACUGUGGCAAGAGCUUCAGGAGCAAACCCAGUCUCAUUCUCCACCGCCUCAUCCACAGUGGCAAGAAGCCCUACAGCUGCACUGACUGUGGCAAGAGCUUCAGGAGAAAAUCCCAUCUCACUGCCCACCGCAGCACGCACACUGGUGAGAAGCCAUACACCUGUGGUGAUUGUGGUAAGAUCUUCAACCACAGCUUUACCUUCACCCAGCACAGCACGGCACACACUGGUGAGAAGGUUUCCUGCCCCGACUGUGGCAAUAGCACCCAUAUCUCCACCCUCAACAACCACUACUGGAUCCACACUGGUGAGAAGCCCUACAGCUGCACUGACUGUGGCAAGAGCUUCACAACCAAAUCCCAGCUCACUGUCCACCAGCGCUCACACACUGGCGAGAAGCCAUACACCUGUGCUGCCUGUGGUAAGAGCUUUAGCUGCAGCUCUGCCCUCACCAGGCACUGCCUUACACACACAGGUGAGAAGGUUUCCUGCCCUGACUGUGGCAAGAGCUUCACCCGCAUCACCACCCUCAACAACCACUGCCGGAUCCACACUGGCGAGAAGCUGUUCCCCUGUGCAGAGUGUGGCAAGAGCUUCACCCAGAGCACCUCAUUGCUCCAGCACCGCCUCAUCCACAGUGGUGAGAAGCCCUACAGCUGCACUGACUGUGGCAAGAGCUUCAGGACCAAAUCCCAGCUCACUGUCCACUGCCGCAUGCACACUGGUGAGAAGCCCUACAGCUGCACUGACUGUGGCAAGAGCUUCAGCAGGAAAUACCAGCUCACUCUCCACCACCGCUUGCACACUGGUGAGAAGCCGUACAUCUGUGGUGACUGCAGCAAGACUUUCACUCACAAGUCCACUCUCACCAAGCACCAUCGUGUUCACGCUGGUGAGAAGCCAUACACCUGUGGUGACUGCAGCAAGAGUUUCACUGCCAGGUCCUCUCUCGCCAAGCACCGUCGUGUCCACACUGGUGAGAAGAUCUUCACCUGCAGUGUCUGCAGCAAGAGUUUCACUCACAAGUCCACUCUCACCAAGCACCAUCAUGUUCACACUGGUGAGAAGCCCUUCACCUGCAGCAUCUGCAGCAAGAAUUUCACUCACAGGUACUCUCUCAUCAGGCACUGUCGUGUCCACACUGGUGAGAAGCCCUUCACCUGCAGUGUCUGCAGCAAGAGUUUCACUCACAACUCCUCUCUCAUUGCACACUGUCAUGUCCACACUGUUGAGAAGCCCCACAGCUGUGCUGACUGUGGUAAGAGGUUCAAGAGCAGCUCCAGUCUCAGCCGGCACCGCCACUCUUUGACCUGCAUUUCUCAGAGCUAGGGGCUCUGGCAGGAACAAACAACCCCAGCCCUUUUAAACACCAGUUAGUGUUAUGAUGAUGUGAACAGUGAUGACAGUGAUAAGUCUGCACAACUGAUGCAGGCACUGGAACUGGGCAGAGCUUUGCCAGGAUUUAUCUGGUUCCUCUCUAAUGCUUUGGGUAUCCCUGAAUUUAAAAAAAAAAACAACAAACCUUGUCCAUUGCCCAUGUGUCAGUAAUAACCCAAAGUUACCAAACUCCUGUCUUUUCCAGAUUUAGUUAGGACAUUCCUUCCCCCAGUGCCCAAGUGUGUGGGGCAUUUGUUCCCUAGGAAUGGGACUGGAGCUAUGUGCCUGGUUUAGAAAGAUCAAAGUGAAACUGUGUGGGAUCACAGGCCAUUAAUGUAACAAUGGUCAAUCAUCAGUGUCCACACAAACCCUGGGGCAGACUGUCUGAGUCGGAGUGAUCUGAUCUGAUGAAUAUGCCUGUCCUUCUUAUCUGAUGAAUAUACUGAUACUGUCACUCCCUGGGAAGCUGAUGUGGUCGACAGAAUUUAGAUUAGAUGAUUUUGCAUGUGAUAAAAUGACUAACCAAUAUGUAAAAAUGUUAAGCCUUCUGAUGCCUUCUGACAAAGUAUAUAAAUCCUGUACGUUGCCUAAUAAAGUUGGAACUUAGCUUGCA